This is a messenger RNA of Columba livia (rock pigeon), 2004 nucleotides long. Its product is annotated as heterogeneous nuclear ribonucleoprotein K-like. Gene Ontology annotation, biological process: regulation of mRNA splicing, via spliceosome; regulation of transcription by RNA polymerase II. Gene Ontology annotation, molecular function: mRNA binding. The coding region runs from base 198 to 1484 and encodes 428 amino acids. The transcript is spliced from 15 exons. The record is from RefSeq and is a predicted model, not a curated record. Gene Ontology annotation, cellular component: cytoplasm; nucleus. Lineage: Eukaryota; Metazoa; Chordata; Aves; Columbiformes; Columbidae.
UGGGCUUCCGACCGCUUUGCGGUGGCGGAUGGACUGGCUGGCUGUGGAAGCUGUGAGAGAGAUAAAUGUGAACGUCAGCCCGAGCAGACCGUGGUACGGCUUGCGCGUGGGCUGUGGUGUCCGGGCGGGAAAGGCCGUUCGUCCUGGAGGAAGCGGAGUAGAGACGCGCCGGCAUCUCCCAGCCCUCUGCUAGUGUAAUGGAGACUGAACAACAGGAGGAGACCUUUACCAACACAGAGACAAAUGGCAAACGUCCUGCAGAAGAUAUGGAAGAAGAACAGGCCUUCAAAAGAUCUCGGAAUACAGAUGAGAUGGUUGAAUUACGCAUUUUGCUUCAAAGCAAAAAUGCUGGAGCAGUGAUUGGAAAAGGUGGCAAAAAUAUUAAGGCACUUCGUACGGAUUACAAUGCAAGUGUUUCAGUCCCAGACAGCAGUGGCCCCGAGCGCAUCUUGAGUAUAAGUGCAGAUACAGAGACAAUUGGAGAAAUCUUGAAGAAGAUUAUCCCUACUUUAGAAGAGUAUCAACACUACAAAGGUAGUGACUUUGAUUGUGAAUUAAGACUUCUAAUUCACCAAAGUCUAGCAGGAGGAAUUAUUGGUGUCAAAGGUGCUAAAAUCAAAGAACUCAGAGAGAACACUCAGACCACCAUUAAGCUCUUCCAAGAGUGUUGUCCUCAUUCCACUGAUAGAGUGGUGCUUAUUGGUGGAAAACCUGAUAGAGUUGUCGAAUGUAUCAAGAUUAUCUUGGAUCUUAUCUCUGAGUCUCCAAUUAAAGGACGGGCCCAGCCUUAUGAUCCCAAUUUCUAUGAUGAAACAUAUGACUAUGGUGGCUUCACAAUGAUGUUUGAUGAUAGAAGGGGACGUCCAGUAGGUUUUCCAAUGCGUGGAAGAGGGGGCUUUGAUCGAAUGCCUCCUGGUCGUGGUGGACGACCUAUGCCUCCAUCGAGAAGAGAUUAUGAUGAUAUGAGCCCUCGCAGAGGACCUCCACCACCUCCGCCAGGUCGUGGUGGCAGAGGUGGCAGCAGAGCUCGUAAUCUUCCUCUUCCUCCUCCACCACCUCCCCGUGGCGGAGAUCUUAUGUCUUAUGACCGAAGGGGUAGACCUGGAGACCGUUAUGAUGGAAUGAUGAUGCAGUGUCAUGUGGAUACCUGUGAUGACAUGCAGCCACCAGAGUUGUUUGAGGGUGGCUCUGGAUAUGACUAUUCUUACACAGGGGGCCGUGGUUCAUAUGGAGAUCUUGGUGGACCCAUCAUCACAACACAAGUAACGAUUCCCAAAGAUUUGGCAGGAUCUAUUAUUGGAAAGGGAGGCCAGAGAAUCAAACAAAUACGUCAUGAGUCAGGAGCUUCAAUCAAAAUUGAUGAACCACUAGAAGGCUCAGAAGAUCGAAUAAUAACUAUUACAGGAACACAGGACCAGAUACAAAAUGCUCAGUAUUUACUGCAGAACAGUGUGAAGCAGUAUGCAGAUGUUGAAGGAUUCUAAUGCAAGAUUAUUUUUUUCUUUUUUAUAGUGUGAAGCAGUAUUCUGGAAAGUUUUUCUAAGACUAGUGAAGAACUGAAGGAGUCCUGCACCUUUUUUUUUUUUUUUUUUUUUAAAUAUCUGCUUCUGUUUAAAAAGCCAACAUUCCUCUGCUUCAUAAGUGUUCUGCAUUUGAGGUGUAGUGAAAUCUGCUGUUCAUCAGAUGUAAUGUUCUAGUUCAUUACAAAUAUUUGGAGAAGGGAAAGGCCGCACAAGACUAACACUGAAAUUUUGAAACAGCAGCAGAGAGUGGAUUUUAUUUUUGUUCGUUAUUGGUGAUAAAUUGUAAUGAUUUUUCUGUAACUAUUGUGAAAACCCUGCUUUAUGUAAUGUACAAUGUAUUUUUUUUUUUUUUUUUUUUUUUUUAAGGGAGGAGAAGACUGGUCAUCCAUGUGUCCCUGGCAUCCUUUGAGAACAGUGUGCAGAAUGUAAUGCUCUUUUUUAAGAUAUAUAUUAUGAUUUUUAAAUAAAUUUAGUGAACCUA